AUGGUGGACGUCCUGGGCGGCCGGCGUCUGCUGACCCGCGACGGCGCGUGGGUGGAGGCCGAGGCCGCGCUGCAGAACAAGGUGGUGGCGCUCUACUUCGCCGCGGGCCGCUGCGCGUCCAGCCGCGACUUCGCGCCGCCGCUCUGCCGCUUCCACGCCCAGCUGGUGGCCGAGGCGCGGCCCCCCGCGCCCUUCGAGGUGGCGUUCGUGUCGGCCGACGGCAGCGAGCGGGAGAUGCUGGACUUCAUGCGCGAGCUGCACGGCGCCUGGCUGGCGCUGCCCUUCCACGACCCCCUCCGGCACGAGCUGAGGACCAGGUACCACAUCUCAGUCACCCCCAGGCUGGUGGUUGUGAAACCGAGCGGGGAGGUCAUCACCGACAAAGGGCGGAAGCAGGUCCGCGAGCGGGGUCUGGCCUGCUUCCAGAACUGGGUGGAGGCCGCCAACAUCUUUCAGAAUUUCUCCGGAUGA
This is a messenger RNA of Leptonychotes weddellii (Weddell seal), 471 nucleotides long. It is a transcript of the gene NXNL2, whose product is annotated as nucleoredoxin like 2. Lineage: Eukaryota; Metazoa; Chordata; Mammalia; Carnivora; Phocidae. The record is from RefSeq and is a predicted model, not a curated record. Gene Ontology annotation, biological process: visual perception; photoreceptor cell maintenance; sensory perception of smell.